This is a messenger RNA of Xenopus laevis (African clawed frog), 2514 nucleotides long. RefSeq names its product aminoacyl tRNA synthetase complex-interacting multifunctional protein 2 S homeolog (gene aimp2.S). Lineage: Eukaryota; Metazoa; Chordata; Amphibia; Anura; Pipidae. The record is from RefSeq and is marked provisional. Gene Ontology annotation, cellular component: cytosol; aminoacyl-tRNA synthetase multienzyme complex; nucleus.
GGUGACUUGUGAAAAUGCCCAUGUACAGAAUGCAGCCGUAUUGUGGCGGCGAGAUCCAGGUGGAUUUACCCACGUGCAUGUACAGGUUACCCAAUGUGCAUCGGGCCACUGCGGAAAACCACGAGCAGGCUGCUGACCCAGCAAUUCAGGCGCUGGAAUCCAGACAAGAGGAUAUCUUAAAGAGGCUUUAUGAACUGAAAGCUGCUGUUGAUGGGCUCUCAAAGAUGAUUCAGACGCCCGAUGCUGAUCUGGAUGUUACAGAUAUUAUUCAGGCAGAUGAGCAGUCGGCUACUGGAUCUGUGGUUGCCGACCUGGACGUGGUACUUGGAAACGACUAUGGAGCUCUUAGGGACAUUGUGAUUAAUGCAAACCCUUCAUUGGCUCCCCUUUCCCUUCUGAUAUUGCACAGCCUCUUGUGUGAGCGAUACCAAGUCUUGUCUGCAGUGCACACCCAUUCAUCCAUCACCAGCAUCCCAGAGCCUCUGCUGAAAUGCUUUGGAGACCAGCUUAAAAUGAAGCCCCGGCACGAGUACCAGCUUGGAUUUACCCUGAUCUGGAAAGACGUGCCCAAACCGCAAAUGAAGUUCAGCAUUCAAAACAUGUGUCCGAUCGAAGGAGAAGGAAACAUCGGCAGAUUCCUGUUCUCACUGUUAGGAUAUACAUUUAAUGCAGUCAAUGCUACUCUGAUAGACGGUUGGGUCGACACUGCCAUUUUCCAGCUUCGAGAAGGCAGCAGUAAGGAGAAAGCAGCCGUUCUGAAAGCCAUGAAUACAGCUCUUGGCAAGUCCCCGUGGCUGGUGGGAAAUGAACUGACAGUAGCCGAUAUUGUGAGCUGGUGUGCUGUUCAGCAGUGUGGCAACUCCACUGCUGUCCCUCCCAAUGUGCAGAAGUGGAUGAAAUCCUGUGAGAACCUUGCUUCCUUUAAAAGUGUUCUCAGGUUUUUGAAAUGACAAAGUUAUCUGUGAUGCUUUUAAAGUCCGUCAUAUCACCCACCGCCCAAAACAAGGUCUAUUUGACCCAAAACCACUUAAUCUAAUCAGAUGCAGGUAGUUUUGUCUCACAUGAACAUGUUUACAGUUAUUGUUGUGCAUUCUUCUUGUAAAUGUAUAGGCACAAAGGUCGCAUUAAGUCCUGGGAAAUUUCAGCUAGUGGAGAAGCACCUGAACCUGCUGCCAUCUUCUGUUUAAUUAAAUAGGGACGUACCAAUGCUGAUGCGUUUCUAUUCCACUGAAUAGGAGGUGGCACUGUCGAUUUAGGAUGCUUCUAGUCCCAUAGCUCAGUUCCCAGUAGGGAUGCACCAAAUCCACUAUUUGGCAUUCGGCCGAAUCCUUUAUGAAAGAUUUGCCCGAAUACCGAACUAAUCCUAAUUUGCAUAUGCAAAUUAGAGGCGGGUAAGGAAAAAGUGGAGAAACAUUUUAUUUACAUCCUCUUUUUUUCUGACAAAAACUCACAAUUUCCCUUCCCGCCCCUAAUUUACAUAUGCAAAUUAGGAUUUGGUUCAGCCAGGCACAAGGAUUUGGCCGAAUCCUGCUGAAAAAGGCUGAAUCCUGUAUUCGGUGCAUCCCUAGCUACCAGACAUGCUGGGGUUUUCCUUUCUUAAAGGGAAACUAUUGUGAAAAUGACCAUUUAAUAUAAGCUUCCUUAUACUGAAAUAAGAAACUUUUUAAAUACAAAAAUUCAACAUUAUUUCUGAAUUAAGUUUAUAUUCACUAUCCCUCUCUCAGCAUCUGUUUCUCUUCAUUCUGUCUUCAUGCAGCAAUUGGGUGUCAGAUAUUCAUUGACAGUUAAAUCCAAUAUAUCUUAUAGGGGGACUUCCUUUUCUAGCAGAUGUAUUAGAGCUCACUCAAAUAACUAAUUCCAGUACAAAUAAAAUGUAACAAAAUAACUGCCUUUUGCACAAAUUCUGCAUGUAGAGAGACAUGAUAUCUGGUGAUUUAAUAGAGUGAGCUCUGAUACUUCUUCUAGGCAAAAGGAGCCCCCCUAUAAGAUAUAUUGGAUCAUUCAUCUGACACCCAACUCCUGAAUGAAGACAGAAUGAAGAGAAACAGAUGCUGAGAGAGGAAUAGUGAAGAUAAACUUGAUUAUUUCAGAAAUGCUAAAUAAUUUUUAAUUGAUUGUAUUUAGAAAGCUUCUUAUUUCAGUAUGCUGAAGCUAAUAUUAAAUUAAAAUUUUCACAAUAGUUCCCCUUUAAGCAGCUGAAAGGCUUUUUGUAAACUGCCAGUGAGGUUUAUGUACAUGAUCAAUGCUGCUGCUAGAAUUAACUGCCUCCAUGCUAGAAGAGGUAGGUUUGCAGUGUUGGCUAAGCCUGGUUGUGUGGCUGGUAUCAUUUGACUUUAAAUGUGUAGUUUGCAGUUACUUAACAGAAACUGUCAAAAAUAAAAAACCACGCACGUAUAAUAAAUAACGGAAUGCUGAUGCCAUAAGGGGAAAUCUGAGGCAGGUUAUAUGUCCACCUACAUUAAAAAUUAUUAAAUUAAAUAAUAGACAUUUAAAAUAAAGAACUUUUACAUCCGG